AUGAACGGAAGCAUCACUAUGCCCUCCCCUCAACCUCUAGCCUCUAUCAAUGAAACAAUCAGAGGCCUCUUCAUCAGGCUUCCUGUGAAGUCCUUAAUCCUUCUCAGAUCCGGGUGUAAGCCAUGGUCCAAUCUUUUGAGAAGUUCAAGUUUCGUGUUAAAUCACCUCCAUUACCAUUCAGAGAAGAACCCUCUUCUCAUUAUUCAACGCUUUCACUGGAACCAAAAAAGCAGUGGCCUGGAAUUGUUUCUGUUUGAUAUUCAAAGUAAAAAGAUACGAGAAUUUCAUGUCCCUAGAGUUACAGAUUCUGAUAUGGGUUUCAAGAUAGUGGGCUCUUGCAAUGGUCUGAUGUGUGUUUGUCAUUAUUCACAUGAUCCAUCUUCUUGCCUUUUUCUUUGGAAUCCAGCAACGAGGCAAAUCAGGCGAAUUCCUGAAUAUUCCAAUGCUCUGCUACCUCAUAAGGCCUCACCAUAUUGCCUCCUGGGUUUUGGUUAUAAUACUUGCGAUGAGGACUAUGAGGUUAUAAGAGUUUACUCUUGUGUGGGAACUCAUGCCAUAAGAAUUGAAAGAUACUCACUGAAUUCUGGGUUUUGGGAGGAAGUUGAGUAUUCCAAUCAUCAUGGUGCUACCGUGAAUGGACAUUUUCUGUGGAUUGAGAAUUCAGUGACAGUGAAAAGAAAAAUGUUUUGGGUGGCCAUGACAGCAUACCAAAGAUUCAGGAAUGAAUUCAUUGUUUCUUAUGAUGCAGAAAACAAAGUGCUCAGAAAGAUGAGCGUGCCAGAUUCUGAUAACCUUGAAGUUUCCAAGAAGCUCACAGAAUAUAAAGAAUCUCUUGGCGUGCUAGUUUUCUCAGAAUCCGCAACUAUGGAUCGUUGUUUAGAUUUCUGGGUUUAUGAUGACAAAAACAAUGAUUUUGACUUGUGGAUUAAAGUAAAAACUGUUAGACUGUCUUCAACCAUGGAUCGUCCCAUGGGUGUGUGGAAAGAUGAGAUUUUUAUUGCAUCUGGUAAUGUGAUUCAUGCGGUAAGAAGUGGCUUGGGAGCUCUUCUUCCUUCAGCUCAAGUUGCUGAUGAUUAUUGCUAUGUUUUAUUAAAUUAUGCAGAGAGCUUGGUUUCUGUUAAUAAUGGAGGAAAUAGGAAUGGGAUUGAUCUGGAAGAUGAAUAA
Molecule: messenger RNA, 1164 nt
Organism: Prosopis cineraria
Lineage: Eukaryota; Viridiplantae; Streptophyta; Magnoliopsida; Fabales; Fabaceae
Product: F-box/kelch-repeat protein At3g23880-like
Exons: 1
Coding region: 1-1164 (387 amino acids)
Source: RefSeq, a predicted model, not a curated record